AUGCGCAUGAAGACUUUCAAGGCGGACAUCAAGGGAUCACCCGGACUCAUGAGAAGCUACGUACCGAAUUCUACUGGCCCAGCAUGUACGGACGUCCAACAUUUUGUGAAGGAAUGUGUGGACUGCGCCAGUGGAAAAGAAGCUCCCCCGAACGCUGGACCUUCGCCAGGAGAUAUCGAACCACGGUGUCCAUUCGAGGCAGUUUCUAUGGAUUUCGUGACUCACAUGCCCGAGCCAACCAGAGGGAAUACUUUACUCUUGUUGUUUCAAGACAUGUUUUCAGGAUAUGUGAUGUGUAAACCCAUGUCGUCUACUACCGCUCAAGAUGUCGCAGAGGCAUAUGAAGAACAAAUUCGGGGCGUCUUCCAUGAUACGGACGAUCAGGACCCGCGGUUCAUGAGUGAAGUGUUCACAAGGUUCCGAGACCUCUUAGCGAAUGGGCAGCAGGAGAGAUCUGUACAAACGGUCAUUCAGAGUGUUCGAGCAUACGUCACCGAGAUGGAUCAGUCCGACUGGGAUGAUCACGCUGAGCGACUGAUGUUCGCCCUGAAUGUCUCGUUCGACGCGACUAGACUGGACACCCCUUUCUAUUUGGUUCAUGGUUGA
Molecule: messenger RNA, 606 nt
Organism: Phytophthora megakarya
Lineage: Eukaryota; Oomycota; Peronosporomycetes; Peronosporales; Peronosporaceae
Source: the annotation of a GenBank genome assembly